UCAACGAUGGAUUGUUUUCAAGCUUGCACUUUUCUCUUUACGCUGAUAUUAUCUAGAGGUAUCAUAGCUGAGAAGCAAAACCCAGAUUCAGGAUUAGAAAUCUAUAAGAAGCUGUUUGAAGUGAAGCGCAAAGACCAGAUGAAUGCGCUAAAGAACCUCAUUGAACUCAACGAUGUCAACCAGCAGUACAAGAUCAUAGACAUCAUGCUCAAGGGCCUAUUCAAAGUACUCGAAGACUCACGGGCAAUACUUAUUGCAGCAGAUGUCCCGCCAGAUGGGCCAUUCCCACAGGAUGAGAAGCUGAAGGAUGCAUAUUCCCAUGUGGUAGAGAACACUGCUUUUUUUGGUGAUGUAGUCCUGCGCUUUCCCAAGAUAGUACACCAUUACUUUGACCGCAACUCCAACUGGAACAACCUGAUCCGAUGGGGAAUUGGCUUUUGCAACCAGACAGGUGUAUUUGAUCAAGGUCCCCACUCACAAGUAUUAGGACUGAUGGCUCAGGAACUGGGAAUUAGUGAGAAAUCUCCAGACUACCGGAAUCCCUUUAAAACAGACCAUUCCGAAUUUUUCCCCAGUGCAGACACAUUCCAGAAGGCUCUCCGUGAGGAAGAGAAGCGGAGAAAAAAAGAGGAGAAACGGAAGGAGAUCCGCAAGGGGCCGCGUAUCUCACGCUCACAGUCAGAACUAUAAUGCUGCUUGCCUGUCUUUGUCGCAGUGACCCGUCCUGGCAGGAACCAGAGCAGCCGGAAAAGGAACCUCCCAGCCCCUUUGUGACCUCAGGAAAAUGCCAGGAAAGUUGAUUUGGUUUGUCAGGUUUUGGAGGUUUCUUCUUUUAACAGCUGUUUUGGCAACUACUGAAUUCAGCCCUGAGACAUGCCCAGAUGGAGAUGGUGGUCUUUGAGCACAUACUUUCUUGGUGGAAAAACUUUUCCUAGUAACUGGAAUGUAUAGGUUUGUCAGAGACCAUUCUCAGUGUCUCUGUGUAUCUUUGUUCCCUGUGGCUUUACU
Messenger RNA from Euleptes europaea (tarantolino), 1008 nucleotides. RefSeq names its product coiled-coil domain containing 134 (gene CCDC134). Lineage: Eukaryota; Metazoa; Chordata; Lepidosauria; Squamata; Sphaerodactylidae. The transcript has 6 exons. The record is from RefSeq and is a predicted model, not a curated record. The coding region runs from base 7 to 690 and encodes 227 amino acids.